AAGUUAUAUAAGCGCGUUUUCUCAACCUGAAUGGUACAAUUUGUUGAGAUCGUUGUUAGAAUGUGGACUAAAAUGUAUAUAUUUCUAAAAAUAAUAUUUUUGUGUGUGAUAAUACAGUGUAAUGUGACACAUGCCAAAAGGAUAUUGGUUAUAUCAAAUUAUCCAUCAUACAGUCAUCAAAUUACUUAUCGUGGUUUAUGGCUAGAAUUGCACAAACUAGGUCACGAAAUUGUGUCAGUAACCACACACCCUAUGAACAACUUUACCUUAACUAAUUAUACAGAAAUUGAUUUAAAAUACUUUUAUGACAUUUAUCGAUUUCCUGAAUUUAAAACGCUACCGUAUCUUAGCAUGACCAAGGCGAGCCUUGAUUUACCACUUCUAGAAUUCGAACGAACAUGUGUAUGGGCUGCAUUACAUGUUUACAAUCGCGCGGUUUUUAAAAAUCCAGAGAUGAAAAAGUUAUAUGCAGCUAACAGCAAAGAACAUUUUGAUGCAGUUAUUGUAGCGCAAGGCCCCACAAUUUCGUUGAAUGCUUUCGCGUACAGAUUUAACGCUCCUCUGAUAGGUAUUUCAAGUUUGGACGUAUUCAAUAUUUUACGCUAUACGCUUGGAUCCUUGAUACUCCCAUCGCAUAUUUCCAAUUGGCAAACUAAUACGCCACUUGAAGAUAACAUGUCAUUUUGGAGAAGACUCGUCAACUUUUAUGAAGUAUGGAAUCAGAUAUAUUCCUGGACGAAUGAGCAUGUUGCCAUAGAAGAUGCAAUAGCAAAAGAAUUUUUAGGAGAAGAUCUACCGCAUAUCAAUGAUAUAACAAAAAAUAUGAGCAUUUAUCUUGUAAAUAGACAUCCAGCACUUCUACAUAGCAGGCCCGAACAACCAAAUGUCAUAUUUUACCAUGGUUUUCAUAUUGCAAAAGUACUGGAUCCUCUGCCAAAAAAUAUACAAGAAUUCCUUGAUGACGCGAAAGAAGGAUUUAUUUAUGUCAGUCUUGGAACCAUGGUUAAAUGGGAGGAUCUACCAAACAAUACACUUGAAUCUUUUAUUGAAGCAUUCUCUGUUUUACCGUACAAAGUUGUUUGGAAAUUUGACCCCGAUUUGUUACCUAGGAAAUAUAAAAAUAUUCUAGCGUUGAACUGGGUCUCCCAACAAAGCAUUCUCGCUCAUCCAAAUAUCAAGCUAUUUAUUUACCAAGGCGGUCUUCAAAGUACUGAAGAAGCUCUUUAUUACGGGGUUCCACUCAUAGGAUUUCCCAUUCUUUGGGAUCAAGUAUAUCAAGUGCGAAAUAUAGUUAAACUGGGUAUCGGAAUUCAUCUUCAAAUUGAUAAUCUUUCGAAAGAAAUUAUUGUAGCCGCUGUACAUGAAGUUACAAACACCAAAAGGUACAAAGAUCAAAUAAAGUAUGUAAGUAGACUUUAUAGGGAUACACCGUAUAACAGUCUUCAAAAUGCAGUACGGUGGAUUGAAUACGUUAUACGUCAAAAUGGGACGCCUUUCUUACGGGACAGUCUUGGUGAUAAGCCAUGGUAUCAACGGCAUGACUGGGACAUCAUUGCAUUUCUUGUCAUAGUACUAUUUAUUGCAUUUCUUGUUUCUAUAUGGGCAUUAUUUCAGAUUUUACAAUUUCAUUUACGAAUAAUAUCAAAACACUCUCUGUGGUAGUUUUCAUCAUUAAAGUAUAUUAAUAUUAUUGUAACUAUAAAGUUGUAUUAAUACAACAUGUGUACAUCUUAUACUUUCUUGAAAGUUCUUGUCUUUAUGUAUAGUUUCUAAGAGCAUCUUGUAUAAUUUUCAAAUAAAAGUCACUGAAACAA
Molecule: messenger RNA, 1814 nt
Organism: Monomorium pharaonis (pharaoh ant)
Lineage: Eukaryota; Metazoa; Arthropoda; Insecta; Hymenoptera; Formicidae
Product: UDP-glycosyltransferase UGT5
Exons: 5
Coding region: 31-1662 (543 amino acids)
Molecular function (GO): UDP-glycosyltransferase activity
Source: RefSeq, a predicted model, not a curated record